Molecule: messenger RNA, 1952 nt
Organism: Drosophila virilis
Lineage: Eukaryota; Metazoa; Arthropoda; Insecta; Diptera; Drosophilidae
Source: RefSeq, a predicted model, not a curated record
AUUGUCUACGAAGGGUAAUACUAAAUAGUAAAAAUUUGAAAAAUUCCAUUAAAAAAAAAACUCUUCGGAAAUGGCUAAUCGUAAGUUAAGUUCGCGGCAAGUUUUGCAUAGAAAUUUCAAGUGAAAAAUAAUUCCCUGAAGUGUGAUAAGUUUGUUCAUGACACAUCCAUGGCUAGUCCUUGCACUCGUCCUCGCCUCCUGUCCGUGGAUGUGGGCGCAACGCGGAUCCGUGUGCCAAGUGCGAGUGCGUAGCAAAUCGGGAAAAUUCGAUAAACAAAGUUGGGUGCUGCGCAACGUCUGCUGCAAGGGCUACGUGGGCAGCCCGGGAAACUGCCGACCCCGCUGCUCGCCCAGCUGUGUGCACGCCCAGUGCACCGCCCCCCAGCAGUGCACCUGCAACGAGGGCUACGAGACAGUCGACAGCAUCGACAGCAGCACCAUGCCAGGCUGCCAGCCCAAGUGCAAUGCCUGUCGCUAUGGGGAUUGCCUGGCGCCCGGCAACUGCCGCUGUUGGCCAUCCUUUGAGAAGCAGCCGAUUGUUGGCUGCGAGCCUGUGCAGCAUCUGAUUUUGCCGGCCGAGAAGUGUCUGAGGGAGGAUUGCAGCUGCUGGCAGAAGUACUUCAGCUGGACACCAUUGCUCACUGGGCAGCCCAAGUGCAUCAGGAUCUGCCAAACGGGACAGCCGAAGCCUUGCCUGGAACUGGACCAAUGCGUAUGCAAUAGCCUCAAUCAUCUCCUCAUUUGCGAGCAGCCGGAGCAUGUGCUGCCCCAGCAAUAUAGCUGUCAAGUGAUCAACAGGCCGCCAAAUGCCCAUCGGAGAAAGCACACGGUUAAGCAUGUAGAUCGAACGGUAUCGACAGAUCCGAGAGAUCGUAAAGAUCGGACAGAUCGGACUACUAAAAUAUUUCCAGUUUGGACUCAUCAUUAUAAUCAAUCAGACGAGGAGUCAAAGAUAAGCCAGGCAAAUCGAGAAGUUCAGUCAGAUCGGCGAGACGAAAUUCAUCAUAUAGUAGAUCAAAAAGAUCAGGAAAGUCGGGCUAAUAACAGGCAUAUUGGAAGUCGAAUAGAUCAUCGCCCAGGUCGGCCGGAUAGGUUAGACAGAAGACAUCGAAAAGAUCAGCUAGAACGGCCAGAUGUGCUAAUUGAGAAAGUGGAUAGAUACCACACAUACGAUUCGGCACAAACCGAUCCCAUCCCACCCAAUCAGACAGAUCGCCCAGUGCAGACUUUUCAUUUAUUUGGAAAACAUAAAAUGAAUCAAACCAACCAAUCGGAUCCAGCAGAUCAAGUAACUGGCUCAGACUGGCGAACUCAGGCAGAUGAAGAUGAGGAGGAUCAGACCGAAAAUAUAUAUAAAAAAGAGCGAACAAAUUGGGAGUACGAGACAGAUGGAUUAGAUCAACCACCCAAACGUAGGAAAGCUAAACGGAACAAACAGAAACCAAUUUUAUUUGGGGCAGAUGAGAUAACUCAAGCAGAUCAUUCAGAUCAGACAGAUCCAGUAAAUCAGUCAGAUCCAGCAACUGAAACAGUUCCAGUUCAACAUAAAUCGGAUUAUCGAUAUAUGACCAAAUCCGAACAGGCGAGUCUUGUAAAAUGGCUCAUCAUUUUGGGCUGCAUUAUAAUCGGAAUUAUUGUUGUUGUGAGUUUGUUUGCUUUAUGUUUCAAAAUGCAGAGUCCCCUCGAUAUAUGUGAACGAGAUAUUAUGUAGAUAAUACUAUCUAUCUGUUUAGCAUACGAAAAUUAGCUGAGUUCAGUUCUCUGCUUCCUUUGACUUUAUAAAUUUGAUAUAAAGUUCUAGGGAGCAAAGAACUGAAAGUCUUACAUUAAAAUAAAUAUGGUGGACCUUAUGCUUCUUUAGACCUUCUUCUCAAUUUACACUCCACAUUUACAUGAUCUCCAAAACUAAGGUAAAAUUAAUAAAGAAAUUCUUUGAUAUCCUCACUUUCUAA